Messenger RNA from Fonsecaea pedrosoi CBS 271.37, 3606 nucleotides. RefSeq lists its product as uncharacterized. Gene Ontology annotation, cellular component: membrane. The record is from RefSeq and is a predicted model, not a curated record. Gene Ontology annotation, biological process: copper ion homeostasis; monoatomic cation transport. Lineage: Eukaryota; Fungi; Ascomycota; Eurotiomycetes; Chaetothyriales; Herpotrichiellaceae. Bases 1 to 3606 code for a protein of 1201 amino acids. Gene Ontology annotation, molecular function: P-type divalent copper transporter activity; ATP hydrolysis activity; ATP binding. The transcript has a single exon.
AUGAGUCUUGCCAGUGACAGCGGCCACGAGGCGCCGCAACAUUCGCCGACCCCGGCGCAUAUGGCUACCACAACCCUCAAAGUCGAUGGCAUGACUUGUGGUGCAUGCACCUCCGCAAUAGAGUCAGGGUUCAAGGACGUUGAAGGUGCCGGUGCUGUAUCGGUCAGCUUAAUGAUGGGAAGAGCCGUGGUACAUCAUGAUCCGAAGAAGUUGUCUCCCGAGCAGAUCGCAGAGAUCAUUGAGGAUCGUGGGUUCGAUGCCGAAGUUCUAUCUACAGAUAUGCCCAAACCUCCCACUCUGUCGAUUUCGACUGGAGUAUCCAGCUCAGAGUCCCAGCUCACCACCACAACGAUAUCCAUACAAGGAAUGACUUGCGGGGCAUGCACUUCGGCUGUUGAGGCCGGCUUCAAGAAUGUCCCGGGCGUGAAAAGCAUGAGUGUUUCCCUUCUGGCGGAGCGUGCCAUCGUCCAGCAUGACGCAAAUAUCAUCAAUGCCGAUGCACUGGCCGAGAUCAUUGAAGACCGAGGCUUUGAUGCCACCGUGAUUGACUCAAAAACUCAAGACACUCUUAGGCCCACAGCUGGGAAUGCAGAGGCCAACGACCAGUCGCAGACGUGGACUACCACUGUUGCUAUUGAGGGCAUGACUUGCGGUGCUUGCACCUCUUCUGUCGAAGGCGCUUUCAAAACCGUUCCUGGUCUGGUCAAGUUCAACAUAAGCCUUCUCGCAGAACGAGCAGUCAUUUCUCAUGAUCCCGUCACCCUUCCUUCCGAGAAGAUCGUCGAACUCAUUGAAGAUGCCGGUUUCGAUGCUAAGAUUGUGUCCUCGCAAGCUGAGACCAAUCUACAGAGCUCAAACUACAUUUCCCAGCAACUCAAGAUUUAUGGCUUACCAGACGGACAAACUGCCACUGAGCUCGAAAACAUCCUGAGAUCAAAACCAGGAGUCAAAAGUGCGGUGAUCAGUCUUUCCACGUCGCGCGCCACCAUCACCUAUGAUCCUACCGUUGCCGGUCUUCGAAUGAUUGUCGCGGUCAUUGAGGACGCUGGAUUCAAUGCCCUAGUUGCAGAAAUGGAAGACAAUAAUGCUCAGCUGGAAUCUCUCGCCAAAACAAAAGAAAUCCAGGAAUGGAAGAGAGCAUUUCUUACAUCCCUGAGCUGUGCCAUUCCCGUGCUCUUGAUCAGCAUGAUUAUACCUAUGUUCUUCCCAUCGAUCAAUUUUGGAGGCAUUGAGAUUAUUCCAGGCCUUCUUUUGGGUGACGUGAUCUGCUUCGCCCUGACACUUCCUGUACAGUUCGGCAUUGGAAAGCGUUUCUAUGUUUCAGCGUUCAAAAGUUUGAAGCACAGGUCGCCAACCAUGGACGUGCUGAUUGUCUUGGGUACCUCGACGGCAUUUUUCUUCAGUUGUUUUGCCGUCAUUGUGGCAGUCUUAAUCCCCCCUCACAAUAAACCUAGCACUAUCUUCGACACUAGCACCAUGCUCAUCACAUUCAUUACUCUCGGACGAUGGCUCGAAAAUCGAGCCAAGGGGCAGACCUCCAGAGCUCUAUCACAGUUGAUGUCUCUGGCUCCAAGCAUGGCAACCAUAUAUGAGGACCCUCUAUACGCCGAGAAGCUUGCCGAUGCCUGGACAGCUCCAUCGUCUCCUGUGCUCGAGAAAACGCCAACCAACGAUUUGAGGAGAGUUCCAUCAGGUCCCGGCCCAUCAGGCUCUUCCGGUCCCUCCGCGAUAGAAAAGACCAUCCCAACCGAAUUGAUCGAGGUCGGAGAUGUUGUCAUCCUUCGACCUGGGGACAAGAUACCCGCUGAUGGAGUCGUUACCCGUGGAGAGAGUUUUGUGGACGAAAGCAUGGUCACUGGUGAACCCAUGCCUAUACAGAAAAAGAAGGGUAGCACACUCAUUGCGGGUACCGUCAAUGGCGCCGGCAAGAUUGACUUCAAAGUCACACGUGCGGGAAAGGAUACACAACUGAGCCAAAUUGUCAAUCUUGUCCAAGAGGCCCAGACGAGCCGAGCACCUAUCCAGCGCAUGGCCGAUCUUGUUGCUGGUUACUUUGUACCCGUCAUCAUUCUUCUCGGAUUGAUCACCUUUGUUGGCUGGAUGAUCUUGAGCCACGUCCUGCCCAACCCUCCCAAAAUCUUUACAGAUCAACAGAAUGGCGGCAAGUUCAUGGUCUGCCUAAAGCUUUGCAUCUCAGUCAUUGUCUUCGCUUGCCCUUGUGCCCUUGGAUUAGCAACCCCAACGGCAGUCAUGGUGGGAACUGGGACAGCUUCGCAACUGGGAAUUUUAGUCAAAGGAGGUGCCGCUCUUGAGACGGCAACCCGCGUCACGCAUAUCAUCCUGGACAAGACCGGUACUCUGACUUUUGGGAAGCUCAAUGUUGCCGAUAGCAGCUAUGCAGCUCUCUGGAGCUCCAACGAAUGGCGUCAGAAGCUGUGGUGGACACUCGUUGGUCUCGCUGAGACAGGGUCUGAACACCCCAUUGCGAAAUCCAUUGUUCUAGCUGCCAGGGAGAAACUCGGCCUCGAAGCAGAGGAAGGAUUCCCCGGCCAGGUUGGCACCUUUGGUGUCACCGUAGGUCAGGGAGUAUCCGCCAUCAUCGAGCUCAACAAUCCAGGGGACGAAACUAAAUACAAAGUCUAUGUCGGCAACUCUACGUUUUUGGCCAACAAGAAGAUCGACAUCCCGGCAGAUGUUGAGAGCUCGAUCAAUGCAGCUCUGUCUCCCACAACCCGAAGGAAAUCGAAGACCGGAAUAACAACUAUCUAUGUCGCGAUUAACGGACAAUAUGCUGGGUAUAUCGGCCUCUCUGACACGCUCAAACCUACUGCCCCUGCUGCUAUUACCGCCUUGCACAAGAUGGGUAUUUCUACCAGCCUCGUCACUGGAGACACAUAUAACACAGCACUUUCCAUUGCUGAAUUAGUGGGGAUCCCUCGAGAAUGCAUCCGUGCAUCUGUUUCUCCAGGUGAAAAGCAGUCCAUCGUCUCAGAGCUGCAGUCUCAAGGGGAAAUUGUCGCUAUGGUUGGGGAUGGGAUCAACGACUCCCCGGCUCUUGCAACCGCCAAUGUCGGUAUGGGUCUCGUUUCUGGGAGCGACAUCGCAGUCGAGGCCGCAGACAUUGUGAUAAUGCGCUCGGAUGAUCUUCUCAAUAUCCCGACUGCUCUUCAUUUGUGCCGUGUCAUUUUCCGACGGAUCAAGAUCAAUCUGAUAUGGGCCUGUGCGUACAACGUUAUCGGACUACCAUUUGCAAUGGGUAUUUUCUUACCGCUCGGCUACCAUAUGCCCCCUUUGAUGAGCGCCACGGCGAUGAUGUUCAGCAGCAUUUCUGUCACGCUGAGCUCGUUGGCGCUGCGGUGGGUCGGCAGGCCCAAGUGGCUCAGUGUCGAAGCUCUGAAGAUGGAAGGAGACAGAUACAGUGCGCCCGUGAUCGGAGCGAAGAGGAGAAAGAAGCUGAUGAAUGACGGCGGCUGGAUGGUCAGAGUCCAAGGCGUUGCCGAGUCCAUGUUCGAGAGACUCGAGGGAGUGGCGACGCGGAGAAGAGCACAAGGGAGAGAACGGGGCAACUAUGUCCCGUUGCAGACAGUCGAGGGUGAUGCCGUGUAA